AUGCCAAAUUUAGACACGAGUGAGACACCGGUUUCACCUGCUACUGAGGCUGGGUCUCAAAGCCGUUUGACUGGGGACGACGCGUUGUCUCAAGCCAUGUUGAGGGUAUUGGAGAGGGUCGCUGGACCCCAUUUUGGAUCUGAGGGUCGUGGAUCGGUAACUGAGCGACUCCAAUCCAAUGGUGCUAAGCUAUUUAGGGGUGUCACUAGAGUCGCCCCUACUAUGGCCGAGUGUUGGUUAGAGGCCACCGAGAGGAUCAUGAAUGAUAUAGACUGCACUCUUAAGCAGAAACUUAAAAGUACAGUCUCUUUGCUUCUCGACGAGGCAUAUCAGUGGUGGUUAUCGGUUGAGGAGGAUAGUGAGCCUGAUCGUCUGAACUGGGGCUUCUUCAAGACUACCUUUCAUGGGAAGUAUGUGGGAGAGAGCUAUGUAAAUGCUCGUAGGCGUGAGUUCAUGAAUCUCAUGCAAGGUGAUAGAUCUCUGGCCGAGUAUGAGGCCGAGUUUUUGAGGUUGAGCCGCUACGCUCAAGGCAUGGUGGCGUCUGAGUACGAGAAAUGUGUUCGCUUUGAGGACGGUCUGAGGGAUAAGUUGAGGGUACUGAUUGCUCCACAGAGGGAGUGA
Messenger RNA from Gossypium raimondii (Peruvian cotton), 621 nucleotides. RefSeq lists its product as uncharacterized. NCBI's taxonomy places the organism in Eukaryota, Viridiplantae, Streptophyta, Magnoliopsida, Malvales, Malvaceae. The record is from RefSeq and is a predicted model, not a curated record. Bases 1 to 621 code for a protein of 206 amino acids. The transcript has a single exon.